This is a messenger RNA of Aspergillus puulaauensis, 447 nucleotides long. RefSeq lists its product as uncharacterized. The coding region runs from base 1 to 447 and encodes 148 amino acids. The record is from RefSeq and is a predicted model, not a curated record. NCBI's taxonomy places the organism in Eukaryota, Fungi, Ascomycota, Eurotiomycetes, Eurotiales, Aspergillaceae. The transcript is spliced from 2 exons.
AUGUACUACGUUCUCUACCUUGCAAGUCUCUGUCGGCGCCGUCACUGGCCAGAGCCGCUUUACGAAUCCUACGCCAGCGCAACCGGGUACACCUGCAUCGUCCGCGUUAACAAUCGCGAGUACCAAACGGACGUCGUUUGCGCUUCCGAGACCCUUGCUCGUGAAAACGCAGCAAUGCGGGCCUACCUCAUCUGUCGCAACUUCUCCGUCAAUGACGGCAAGUACCCGGCUGGCCACGACCACGGUGGAGUCGCCCAGGGGAUACCUGUGGCCAUUGGCAAGGGGAGAAGAUCCCGCUACCUAGACGAUAUCGACAUGUCGGCCAGCGAGGGGAGCAGGAGCGGAGGAAGCAGCCCUGAAAGCUACGAAGGGGAGCUUAUGGGCCGUGAUCGACGAUCCAUUGGUCCGCACCCCAGGGCGUUUGCUUUCAGUCGUCGCGCCUUGUAG